Messenger RNA from Sturnus vulgaris (Common starling), 939 nucleotides. Lineage: Eukaryota; Metazoa; Chordata; Aves; Passeriformes; Sturnidae. The record is from RefSeq and is a predicted model, not a curated record.
CGCUGGGCGCUCUCCUUCGACAUGUCGUCCCUCUCCAGCAGCCAGGAGGUGAGUCUGGCUCAGCUCCGUGUCCGCCUGCCCGGCCUCUCCCGUGCCCACAACGUGUCCCUGGACAUCUACCACAGCCAGCGCCGCAGGUGCCGGCGAGACGGGACCUGCGCCCACCAGCUCUUCCUGGGCACCGUGGCUGGCAGCCCCUCUGCCACCCAGGCCUCCUGGAAAGUCUUUGAGGUCACCAACCUGCUGCGGUCCUGGCUCCACCAAGCCGUGGUCCCUGGUGGCUCAGCUGCCCCGGCCACCACGGCCCUGAGAGACACCGGCCACGGGGACCCAGCCCUGCCCCAGGACGCGGCAGACAGGGUCCUGCUGCUCGUCUUCUCCAAGGACAAGUCUCCGGGAGACCACAGCCUCAUCAGGACAGCGGAGACCUCCAAGUACAUCAUGCGGGACAGCGGCUCGCAGGGCGCGGGGUCGCGCCGGCAGCGCAGGAACAGGAUGGAGAAGCAAAGGAUCAAAGCGAGCGACCCCGGCGCGGCCGUGCCGCGGGAGCAGGGCAGGGCGCUGUGCAGGAGGGUGGACAUGGUGGUGGACUUCGAGCAGACGGGCUGGGGCAGCUGGAUCGUGUACCCCAAGAAGUACAACGCGUACCGCUGCGAAGGGCUGUGCCCCUCGCCCGUGGACGAGACCUUCAAGCCCACCAACCACGCCUACAUGCAGAGUUUGCUGCAGCUCUACAAGCCCAACCUGGUGCCGUGUCCCGCCUGCUCCCCAGUCAAGAUGAGCCCCCUCUCCAUGCUCUACUACGAGAAGGGUGAGAUGGUCAUCCGACACCACGAGGACAUGAUCAUCGAGGAGUGUGGCUGCAACUGAGGCCACCCUGCACCCUGCCAGGAAGGUGCACAUCUCUGCCCAAAAGUGCCCCAAGGACCCGACCCACGA